AUGACGGACCAUAUGGAAAAACGAAAGAUAUCUCCGGACCAGAACAGACCAUGGCCUCCAGAAGACACAGUAUACCAGAAGCUCUGCGGGGGGUGACUAUGGUGGAGCUGGUGAAGAAGGAAGGCAGCACGCUGGGCCUCACCAUCUCCGGAGGAACAGACAAGGAUGGGAAACCCCGGGUGUCGAACCUGCGGCCUGGAGGGCUGGCAGCCAGGAGUGACCAGCUCAAUGUGGGUGACUACAUAAAGUCUGUAAAUGGCAUCAAUCUGACCAAACUGCGGCACGAAGAGAUCAUCAGUUUACUGAAGAACGUCGGGGAGAGAGUCCUGCUGGAGGUGGAGUACGAACUGCCCCCUACAGGUACAUCACUUCAGCUCCAUACACACAUGUGUACUGAAGAUGUUCUUGUGGAAAAAAAAAUAUAUAUAAAUGGUGCAUAUAUCAACACAAGAGGAAAUGCUUUUUGA
Molecule: messenger RNA, 467 nt
Organism: Notothenia coriiceps (black rockcod)
Lineage: Eukaryota; Metazoa; Chordata; Actinopteri; Perciformes; Nototheniidae
Product: glutamate receptor-interacting protein 2-like
Exons: 3
Biological process (GO): neurotransmitter receptor transport, endosome to postsynaptic membrane
Molecular function (GO): protein binding
Source: RefSeq, a predicted model, not a curated record